Messenger RNA from Mytilus californianus (California mussel), 5294 nucleotides. Its product is annotated as ubiquitin thioesterase zranb1-B-like. The coding region runs from base 144 to 2234 and encodes 696 amino acids. Gene Ontology annotation, cellular component: nucleus; cytoplasm. NCBI's taxonomy places the organism in Eukaryota, Metazoa, Mollusca, Bivalvia, Mytilida, Mytilidae. The transcript has 8 exons. The record is from RefSeq and is a predicted model, not a curated record. Gene Ontology annotation, molecular function: cysteine-type deubiquitinase activity; K63-linked polyubiquitin modification-dependent protein binding. Gene Ontology annotation, biological process: positive regulation of Wnt signaling pathway; protein K29-linked deubiquitination; protein deubiquitination involved in ubiquitin-dependent protein catabolic process.
CCUCCACUGCACUUUGUUAUUGUUUUCAUGUGUUCUGCAAAAACAAACAGAUGAUGUGAAGAAAUAAGACGUUACAGAGUCACUUUGGUAUGAACCAUCGGGCAGCUUCAGCCUGAUUGGUAUCAGAAAGGUACUAGUACAUCAUGGCAGAUGCAAGGAAAAAGUGGUCCUGUGAAUACUGUACGUACCAGAACUUUGAAGCUGCUAUAAAAUGUACACUCUGCCAUGCUUCACGAGGAUCUCCACUUAUUAUUACUGACCUUCACAAUGAAGAACAGGACAUUUAUAAAAUGGCUGUCAAAUCAGGAAACAAUAGGGAAAACAGUGUAGUUAUUUGCUCGUCAAAACUAAAUAAGUGGAACUGUCGUACAUGUACAUAUUUGAAUUGGCCAAAGGCUGUAAGAUGUGUUCAGUGCUAUACCCCGAAAAACAAGAAGUCUUCCCCUCCUAGUGCCUCUCCUACUCAUGAAAAGGUCCCAUCUGGUCCCUUGUCAGGGGAGGCAAUCACACCAAGAAAGACACCUCCACAUCGAGAUAUACCGUCAUCACCAAAGGCAGCUAAUAAAACAUCUAACAAUGAUAUUAAUAGGCAAAAAACUUAUGCAAGAGUAAAAUGGAUAUGUAAAAGUUGUACUUACGAGAACUGGCCAAGGAGUUUCAAGUGUUGUAUUUGUGGAACUAGUAAAGGAAGAACUUCUCCAGAAAUUACAAAUACUAUACUGUCUUGUGAAAACAGUCCAACUUCUGGAUCACCUACUGGUUCGGGUUGUGCAUCAGGUGUUCAAAGCAGUUUAUCUGAUACCAGUUUGGCCACUGCUGUAAAUAACCAAGAGGACAAUAAAUCAAUGGAGCGUAAACUCAAACAAAUUAAAAAGCGAAUGCGAGAGAAAGAUUGGUUAUGGUUGAAUGCCUGUGUUGGAGUUGUUGAAGGUGAAGCUCAAGCUGUGGAAGCUUAUAUUGCCUCUGGUGGGGACCCUUAUAGACAAUUAAGCCAGGAUGAAGCCGCUAUCCUGAAUCGCCCGAGCGCCUUCCAACCUGGAUAUACAUUAGUACAUUUAGGUAUAAGAUUCAAACGAGAAGAUAUGUUAGCUGUGUUAUUAACCAGUACAGAAUCAGCUACUAAUUGUAAAAAACGACUGCCAUCACACAUAAGUCCUGAUCUUGCAGCAGAUAUCCGUCGUUUGAUAUCAGCAUCACUUAGACAGAGAAAAGGGGAAUUCCCUUGUCAGAUUAUGUCAGAAAGUGUUACAUUUUCUUUACCCACUGGCAUUAACAACUUACCUAGCCCUGUGCAGACUCAGUUGUUUGAUGAAGUCUUGGAUAAUGAUGUUCAAAAAGAAUUGGAAGAAGAUUUAGUGAUAAACUGGAGUAAAGAAUUAACAGAAAGGCUUGGCAGUAGGUUAUACGCCCUGUGGAAUAGAACUGCUGGUGAUUGUCUAUUAGACUCAGUUCUCCAAGCCACAUGGGGGAUAUUCGACACAGAUAAUACACUCAGGAAUGCUUUAUCAGAAAGUCUCAGUGAUGCUGCUAUGAUGUUCUACCCACGUUGGAAGGAGUAUGAAUCAUAUCAGGCAGAAAUGUUACAGUUCAGUCUGGAUGAAGCACAGUGGCAGAAUGAUUGGGCGUUACUUCUUAGUAUUGCUAGCCAACCAGGUGCAGCUUUAGAACAGACCCAUAUUUUCUGUUUAUCCCAUAUCCUAAGACGUCCAAUAAUUGUGUAUGGUAUUAAGUAUGUUAAAAGUUUUAGAGGAGAAACUCUGGGAUUUGCUCGUUUUCAGGGAAUUUAUUUGCCAUUACUGUGGGAGAAAAGUUUUUGUUGGAAAUCUCCAAUAGCUUUGGCUUAUACUAGAGGACAUUUUUCAUCCUUGGUAACCACGGAAAUGGUAAAAGAGGAUUUGAUUGGUGCUGGUGCUAAUGUUGAUAACAAUGAUGAUGAAUCUGUUGCCUACUUACCAGUUGUAGAUUAUGAAGGGAAAUUAUUACCUGUUCCAUUUCUCAAACAGUCUGAGAUUGGUCGAGAGGAGAGUAUUCUUCAUGAAUGGUUAGAUAUCUGUGUAACAAAGGCUGGACAUACAGUUGCUUUGCAGAAGUUAGGACAAUGUCCACUAGUGGUCAAACAGAUGGUUGAAGAAUGGCUUGACCAUUACAGACAUAUUUCUCAUCAAAUUAUACCACAGCCAGGAUCAUUGUCAUCUCAGACAUUUUCCAGUGAUGGAGAAAGUGACCAAGAAUAAUGAACAAUUGACUGUAUAAUUUUAUCUUAAGUCAGUGUAUGUUUCUAAUGCUAAGUCCUAUUCUGUAGCAAUGACCAGCAUUGUUGAAGCAAAAUUUUAGGAUAAAAUGAAAUUGUAAACUCCUUUCUUCCUACAAAGGACUUUCAAUAUUAAACAGCUUUAUUUGAAUUAUUACUAACAGGAGUAGUUGAAGGAGGGCCUUACCCACUGCAUACACUACCUUAAAUUUGUGCAUAAGUAAAAUUUUACCAUUAUCUAAGCUAAUUCAAACCAAAAUGUUGACUUUGUAUUAGCAUUACACUUCCCAAUCCAGAAUCCACUACCAGCUCCUGUUCAGAUAGUGAAAGAAAACCACGAAGUACUAGAUUUUAUAUCAAUAUUUAUUAACAGAAUACUAGCAUUGUAUAAAAAACUAAAAAGUUAGACUCAGGCAGACUCAGGCAGUCCAAGGUGCUGAAAAUUUUGACAAAGGAAAAUGCUAGAGCAGUUUUGCCCAUAAUUUCCUUUUGAAAAGGACUUAAAAAAAAUGAACAUUAAAAUUUUAUUAAUAUUCGCUGAAAACAGGGUUGCUUAUUUACAUUAUUUUUGCUAUAAUAUACAGAAAAUGAAUAAUAAGAGACAUGUACAAUGUAGCAAGUGUGUCAAAUUUUAAAGAAAGAUAGUAUAUAUGAAUAGUGCUAGGAAUUGUAUUAGAAUAUAAUAAAACCUUUAAUUGAGUAUAAAGAAUUGUAAAAAAUUAUGUAUGUGUACAUGUUUUUAAGUUUUGAGUGACUUCAGUGUUUUUUUCAAUUUACAAAACAUUUUUCUGAAAUUUUCUGCAAAUAUUUGUUAAGUAUUGAAUGAAAAUAUUUUCAGUAAGUUUAGCACUUAUUUUUAGAACAAUUAUGAAACUAUUCUGGAGUUUAACAACUUUUUUCACAUGUAGAUUAGUGUGACUCCAACAUUGAAAAUUUCUGAAGACUUUAGUAUGAAAUCCAAAUUAUUUCUUAGUGAUCUCAAGUUAUUUACAAUGAGAAGCUGUAGCCUGAUGGAAAUUGUGUCUGACGUUAGAAAUUGUUUUCUUAUAUCAAAUUGAGUCAAGACAUUUGUCCAAUUUCUGUUUUUAUAACUAAUAUACACACACAGAUAUUAUAAAAACCUAAAGAUAUUUAGAGAAAUCUUGUACAAUCAAUGAACCCAUGUGCUGGAUUUUCAUAAGUUCUGGAAAACAUAAUUUUCUUUAGUGUUUGCCAAAUUUUUGGAAGAAUGACGCUUUACUUAAUUUGAAAUACACAGACUAUUACACAUUAUUUAGUCAUAAAGAUCUCCUAUAGAGGAGUCAAUUUCAAAAGUAGGAUGGUACAAGAAAAAUAGCUGGAAGUCAUAUCUUGUUUUAUAUAUAUAAUAAUAGGUUAUAAUAUGAAGUAAGGAUUCCAUUUCACACACUUUGUGAGAUUACUAAAUCUCCAUUUGAUUUUUAUCUCAGUUCUUUACAGGAUAACAAAAAAAUAAAAGAGUACAUACUGCACGGUACAGAUUCUUCAAUGCAUUCUGCUCAAAUAUUUAUCUAGAAAUUUUGACAUUUUUUUUAUAUAAUCCCAUGAUGGACUAGAAAUCAAAAGCAAUGCUGUCAAAAUUAGGAAUAGAGAAAUUCUGCUCUUGAAAAGACUGCAGCAUUCAUAGAAGGGUAUUAAAAAGUCAAAUAUUGGUUUAGAUUAUACUGAAUAAAAAGGUGCUUGGUUGUUGUUGUGAAAAUCAUUAGCAGAUAUAUUAUCAUGUAAAUUCAUAUGUUAAAUGAUGUUGUAUUUUGAUCUCUUUAUAACCAAUAAAUUUGAAAUUGUCAUGAAAAAAAAAUCAUGUCUUAUUGUACUUGAUUUAUUUUAUAUUGCAUCAUUCACUAUCACCAACAUAAUAUUAAACCUUGAUUUUUUAAGAUAUUUAUAUACACUUUGAUACCCUUUAUUGGAAGAAUUAGAAUCAUACCUUUGGUUUUUCAAUGGAUGUUGGUCUAUAUGGAAAUCCUACUACAUCUGCUUUUUCAAUGAAACUAGAUGUAUUAUUACUGAGUCCUUAAAGACAGUUAGAAAAAUUCUUUGGUUUUAUAACUAUUAUUUCUCCAACCAUCAAGACUUCUCAAUUAAUAUUUAUUUUUAAUCUCAGGGUUACUAGAGUUUAUUUACUUUUCAUAUUAAACACGUUAACAUUCUUGUUAAUUGAUCUGGUCUGUAGUUAUUCCCCUUAGUUUUGAGUUAUCUCCCUUUUGAACAUCGAUUACAUUCAUUCAGGUAUUAUGCCUUUCUUAUGGAUUGUUUAUAACUGUUACAGGGUCAAGUUUUUGUUGUUUGUUGUAUUAUAUAUCACACAUGUUGUAGAUAUUAUCACUAAUGAAAUUUUAUGAUAUAUUAGUUGUUAUAUGAAGAAGUCUUUCUCAUCUGAAGAAUUUAUACUGAAACAAGACAAGUUAAAAGUACACUAAACUCUAUGACAAUUUAUUUACUAUUUUAAUCAUAUUUUCCCUUAUUUAUUGACCAAAAAGCUUGAAUUUCAAUACCUAUUUCCUUCUUCUGAAAAUCAAAGUAAGAAGUUUGCUUCAUUUUUCAAGUAAAUUGUAUAAAUGAAAAUUACUACUUCACAAAAGAAAUGAAUAUGAAAAAAACUUUCAGCACUUUUUUGUAUUAAAAAAUCAGCAGGUUGGGAAUAAAUUGAAGAAAAAAUAUUUUGUUAGUUUUAGUUUUGCUAUUGUUUUGCUAACUUGCUUAUAAAGUUUAAGCCUUUUUUUUCCCAUGUUUGUCUAGUGUGUUUUUUCUGUGAUAUCAAAACUAUCAAGGGCUUCUUUAUUUUCUCCAUAAUUUAUGUACCAUUAAAGACUGUUCUUGUUUCGUUGACUAUUUUAUAUUAAAGUAGUGAUAGAUUUAUGUUCAAGCUUUAUUUAUAAAGGUACUAAUAUUAUUAUAAGAAGAUUUUUUUGUACAAAGUUGAUUUGAAUUAACAAACCAUUCGUUAAAAGUGAAUUUUAGACAUGCAGUGUACACAGCUUUUGUUUUGUGAUGAGUUUUUUUUAAUUAAAAUUUUAUGUCAGUC